Messenger RNA from Bombyx mandarina (wild silkworm), 5688 nucleotides. RefSeq names its product SREBP cleavage activating protein (gene SCAP). Gene Ontology annotation, molecular function: protein binding; sterol binding. Gene Ontology annotation, cellular component: Golgi membrane; SREBP-SCAP complex; endoplasmic reticulum membrane. NCBI's taxonomy places the organism in Eukaryota, Metazoa, Arthropoda, Insecta, Lepidoptera, Bombycidae. The record is from RefSeq and is a predicted model, not a curated record. Gene Ontology annotation, biological process: regulation of cholesterol biosynthetic process; SREBP signaling pathway.
AUGGCAGGAUCUACGCUUCCCGAGAGGGUAGCUCAAAUUUAUUAUUCAUAUGGAUUAUUUUGUUCGUCGUACCCAAUAACUGCAAUCACGCUCGCACUCUCCAUCGUACUGUUAUGCUGUUAUCCUCUUCUGAAUGUUCCACUACCAGGAAAUGUACCUACAGCGAUCAAUUUUCCACUUAACAGUGACCAUCUUAGACAAUCAACAGAUCCUGGAUGUGCAGAUAAUAAAUGUACAUCGACACCUACUUCUCAGUUGGACCUUCUAUUCAAUGAAACGCAAAGACUUCCAUAUAUUUGGGCAAAAGACAAACCGCUACUGUAUGUUCAACAAAUCAUUUUAAAAAUUGGCGUAUCACCAUGGAAUUCGAAUUUGAAAAUGUGGGACGCGUUCCGGGCUCCAAUCCAAGAAGUGUUCCGGUUGUUAGAAACCAUCAGAAAUCACGAAGAUCCAGAUUUAAAACAAACUCUACAACAGAACUGCUAUCAAAUCGGAGCUAUCAAACGACGCGAGAGCAAAGCCAGCAUCGAACGUGUCCUACCGGAAUACAGUUGUCUCCUUCUGUCACCAGCGAAUUUGUGGCAACAAAACCUUCAAACGUUUUCACUCGACACUAACAUAGUCAACACCGUUUACAACUAUCAGAACUUGCAAAAAGGGAAAGUUUCAAUAGCGGAAAUGGCGUUCGGCAUGCAAAUGCGGGACACCGGAAUAAAGCGGUAUCCGUUGCGGGCCCGACCUCGUGUACUGCAAUACGCUGUCACAAUUUUCUACGACAACCCCGAAGACAGAUUUAUUCAAUCACUCACCAAGAAACUCCAAGAUAUGUACCCCCUAUAUCAAGACAAGUCGCACGUCAAUGUUGACGAAGUGACUCUCGUCUAUUAUCCGGGACAGUUCAAUUACCGGGAACUCGUCCCAUUGACAAUAACGUUUGUCGGUUUAUUUCUCUACGUAUAUUUUUCUGUAAGGAAGAUCGAGUACAUAAGAUCUAAAUUAGGACUCGCGGCCUGCGCCGUCGUGACGAUAGCCGGGAGUUUAAGUAUGUCGAUGGGGAUUUGUUUUUACUUCGGCUUCUCGUUGAGUCACCAGGGAAAAGAAAUAUUUCCGUAUCUCAUCAUCAUCGUUGGCUUGGAAAACGUAUUAGUGUUGACCAAGAGCGUAACUUCGACCGACUCGAGGCUGGAUGUCAAGAUACGAUUGGCGCAGGGACUCAGCAGGGAGGGAUGGUCGAUCACCAAAAACUUACUAACCGAAAUCACUAUAUUCACAGUCAGUUUCUUUACUUUCGUACCGUUCAUACAGGAAUUCUCCAUAUUCAUGAUAGUCAGUCUGUUGUCCGAUUAUUUUAUACAAAUUUUGUUUUUCGCUACCGUUCUCGGUAUCGACGUGCGUCACAUCGAGUACCUCCAAGACAAAAAUAAUAAAUUGCACUUAAAAGAGUAUUUUAGUAUGCACAACGCGCUCAACUGGCGUUACAAUAAAAGUUACACUGACGAGUUUAACUUUUCGCCGCAACCGAUGACGAAAUCGAAGUCCCAUCCGAGACUAAUCGGAUUGGCCCAGAACAGCCCCACGGACGUGGUCGCCAACCGGAACUCUAGUCCGGGCCAUCAGGACAAUCGCGUGCCGAAACGCAUCAAGCUUGUGAACAUGUGGGCGAGGACUAGGUUUUUUCAACGGGCCUUCAUGCUGUGGAUGCUCGUGUGGAUAUCCACGAUCGUCUACGAUUCCGGUGUCGUCGACUAUUUCAUUGGGAGCGCGGAAAAAUUAGAAAACGUCGAGACGAACAAAAAUUACGUCGAUAAAAGGGAAUCUACAAAGGAAUCAAUGUACGAGAUGUUUUAUAAUAGUACAGAUCGAAAUACUGUGGUGUUCCCGCCCAUGUUUGAUAUGGCCGACUCGGAUAAAGCACUCGACACAAACGACACUAUAAUGUUGAAGCAUUCUCCGCAUUCGCGGCCGUGGUCUAGGCUUUCUGACUACCAUUGGUCAACUAUACUAUCCAACUACAAUGAAUCGACAGCGGGUCGUUACGUUGUAAUGCUACCACCAACGCUACUGAGUCAUCGCGUAAGUCCCGAACUUGCUGUGGGGGUUCGGAAUCCGGACGAGAAGGAUCCACCACCGCUGAGAUGGCAAGCAUUAGCUGCAGCGCUUGAUCCCAUUGACAUAUUACCCGAUUUCGACGUUGUCGACGGGAAAGGCUCCCCGCUCCAAUGGGGCAAGGGGUCAGAACUGCCUAUAUACCCUACAACACCAAUGGAAAUUCUUCUGCUCGCCAUACUGUGCUCCAUAAGCGUCGCCGUCAUCGCCUACAUGAUGGUCGUUUUGUACAGGUGUAUUUGUUCACGGCAUUAUGCGGAAUGGAGGGCGUCUUGGAACGAUAACGAGGAAUACCGGAGGAUCAUAGCCAAGCAACCGGCCAUUCAGUUGGUAAUGGAAGCAGUGCCUUUGGUCGUAGCCGGCCAUAGCCAGGAAGUGGAGUGCCUGGUGACCGAUGGUGAGAAGAUAGUUAGUUCUUGCCUCCAAGGCAAUAUAAAAGUAUGGGACUCGCAGAACGGAGAAAUCAUCACAAACAUUGAUAGAGAAGCUUUCUUCAACCUACAGAAUCUAUUACACAGUAAAGCUAAAUCAAAAAGGUGCAGUUAUCACGGUGACCUACGUGAUAAUGAAGAUGCCUACGAAGUAGUUCCAACAUCGAAAAAUAACGAGCCUGUUCCUCAUUUGCGAAAAGGUUUGAGUUCGUAUUUAAGUGGAUUGCGAUUUCGUCCCGCAUCGAGCGAGCGUGUGCCGAAUCUUUCCGUAGCGGACACCACUAAGUAUGAAUUCGCGAAAAGUUACAGAUCUAUAUACUACACAAACGAAAAUGACGACGUUUAUAAUUGUAACGAAUGCAAAGAAAACAUUGACAUAAACAAUUUAAACAUAUCCAAAACUAACAAAAGUACUAACAGUAUUCAAGAAGAUGACUUAAGUAAAGAUAUAUUAGAGAAUAUGGAAGCUAGCAAUAAUCUAAGAAAUAGAAGUAAGAAUAAAACGUAUAAUGAGGAGCGACCGAGAACUAAGCAAGCAAGCGGUUCAGCUGCUACCAGUACCUUGGAUUGGCAAGGGAAACCGAUUCUAGAAUCUCCUGUCUGGUGUAUGGACUUUAGCAAUGAUCUCAUCAUAUUAGGCUGUGCGGAUGGCAGACUUGAGUUCUGGGAAGCGAGCACGGGACGACUUAUGUGCGUGUGCGGGGGCGGCGAGGGCGUGACGCACGUGCGGGCGCUGGCGGGCGCGGCGCGGGUGUGUGCGGCCUCGCUUUCCGGGCACCUCACUCUGAUGCGCCUCGACGCCUACAACAGUGCGUCGGGCGCCCAUGUCGACUGGGGCUUCAGCACCGCGCACAGACGAACGCACAAGCGGAACGGUUCGACUGGCUCGUUGCAGACGAGCUUCGGCGUGAACGACGAAAGCUCCCGAUACAGAACUAAUUUCACCUACAAAAGCGAUCCUAAUGACGGAGAAGAAGUGGUGUGCGUUCGAAUAGCGCAGUGCAGGCCUCAUCAGCAGCCUGUUACUGAGAUGCACUCGGAAGGCGGUCGCAUCUUAACCGGAGGUCAGGAUCACGUGGUCAAGGUGUUCUCUAGCGCGGAAUUAACGCCUCUCUUUACACUGCACGGACACUGCGGACCUAUAACCAGUUGCUUCAUCGAUCACGCGACUCCAACGAUAGCUGGGAGCGGAUCGCAGGACGGCCUCCUCUGCGUGUGGGACCUGCAUACUGGCGCGUGCCUGUACAGUAUGCAGGCUCACGACGGCGCAGUGACGUCACUGGCGUACACCGCCUCGUACGUUGUGUCGGCGGGCGCUGACGAACGACUCUGCAUAUGGGAUCGCUUUCAAGGGCAUAUGCUCAACUCCAUACACGUGGGGCUCAAUUAUAUGAGUCGUAUGCUGCCCUUAACUCACACGCUGCUCGUGAUGGGCGACAGAAGCGGCAUCACCGUCUACGACCUGAGCAGCGGUGACGUCAUAAGACGAGUUUUACUCGGUCAAAGCGACGGGUGUAUUUUCGUAAGACAAAUAUUGCCUCUGAAAGACGCUAUUGUGUGCGAUUACGCGAAUCAAUUGAGGAUAGUGCGCUUCCCUCUCGUCUCUCGGCUCGAUUUAAAGAGCGACUAAACAUUAUGUAUCAUAAACGAAUAGCCUUCCGCAGUGUCUUAUUUUAUUGACGUAGCCUUUGUUAGGUAACACAUAAAUGGCCUUAACGUCGUGCAUGAGGGCCAUAUUGAGCACCGCCAGUAGUCCUGGUAAUGUUGAAGAAUGCUAAUCGUAAUAUUAUAUUUUAACUGUAAUACUUUUUGCGAAGCGCGCAAUGUAACGUAAUUGAAAAUGAGCUGACGGGCGAGGUCGUCGACCUUGGGGUGAGGGACGCGCGCCGCCUUCGUUUCAGAUACCGCCUUCGACUUCGAAAUAUUAUCGGCAUACAAACGAAUGAUUUCACUUUAGAAUAAUUUUCAACUUAUAAUGGUUUCUAAGAGAUAUUUUUUUAAAACGGUGGGUAUAAAUAUCCCAGGAUUAUUCAAACAAAAAUACGUCUGCACUUAUGUGCGCACGUAAAAGUUACUACACACAUCUUUGGCGUAUAAUAUAAAUUAUUUUCUAACUCAACAGAUAUCAACAAAAAAUAUUAACGUUUACCUACUCAUAAAUUAUACAUACAUAAAUACAUCUCACAUCUGGAUACACAAUUUUUAUAACCGUAAUAAAUUAUGUGUUACACGCUGAAAAAAUAGACUCGGCUGUUUUCCAAAACACGCCACAAGAAUUAUAACCUCAAAAACUAUAGAUCAGUAUAAAAUAUUUUUUUCUGUCUAGGGUGCAAAAUUUUGACUGCGGAAACAGUUCCCUUACAGCCAGUUGUUUUAAAUUUAAAUUAAUUACCAUAAAUCUCAUUAUAACAACGAUUUUACAUGAAUCCAUGAGGCUUAGAGCGGCCCAAUUACAUACGUAAACAAUAGUGUAUACAGUGUUAAUGGAAAAAAGUUAUCCGAUUUAACAUAUUUGUAACUUAAUAAUAUAACAAUAGAAAAUUCGAUUAUGCACGCAUUAAAUUUAAAAUAAAUUAGUUCACCUUUAUGAGAGCUGAUCCUGUGGAAGUUUUUAAUUUUAAACUACAACAAAGCAAACUUUUGUAUUGGAGCAUUGUCAACGUACAAACAUCUUUAUUAAAUUGAAAUAAAUCUAGAUUAUUAAAUAGAUGAUAGCCUUAAUCGCUCAUAGUAUUGUUAUUAUUAAAUAUUUACAGUAGUAUUUACAUAUUAUGUUGAAACGAGAUUUUGGUUAGUUUAAAUUAAUUCGAUUAUUUAUUAUUUUAGUGUAAUAAUAAUGAGUUUAGUAAGGUUUUCGCUAACAAUAAAACGGACCAAUUUUACUGUGUGAACACGUCUAAAGUAAUUAAAUUCAUUUAUAAUAAAAUAAGUAGCCGGAACGGUGCAGCAGUGCGGUGUUAUGCACAUCAGAUCAAGGGGUAUUUGGGUUAAGUAAGAUUUCUCGCGACAUUUCGUUUAAACGCGACGUUUAGCUUAGUACGCGACACUUCGCUUGAUACGCGACAUUUCGCUUAAUACGCGAUAUUUCACUUAAUACCCGAUAUUUCGCUUAAUACGCGACAUUUCAUUUAAUGCGCGACAUUUCGUUUAA